This is a messenger RNA of Aphis gossypii (cotton aphid), 783 nucleotides long. RefSeq lists its product as uncharacterized. The transcript is spliced from 2 exons. NCBI's taxonomy places the organism in Eukaryota, Metazoa, Arthropoda, Insecta, Hemiptera, Aphididae. Bases 1 to 783 code for a protein of 260 amino acids. The record is from RefSeq and is a predicted model, not a curated record.
AUGGAUGAAAUGUAUUUGGACGUAGCUGGCGGAUAUGAAGAAGAUUGCAAAAUAACUCAAAUGCAGUACCACUCUUUCCUUCCGUAUUCGACUACAGCUUUAUCCAAUAACGAUGAAAUUAGAAUAUCUAUUCAAAAUAUGGACGCUUACACUUUGCCUUGCGAGAGCUAUCUUUACAUUGAAGUGGAAAUACAAAAAUUAAAAUCUCCUGGAAUAUCUUCGAGUCUUAAAGGUUUUUGCUCGCACACUCCGAGUGAAUUGAACAAUCUACAAAAUGCUGCUUGGGACGUAGAUAUGGAUGCCAGUGAAAAUAAACAUUUCAUGUUAAAUAACAAAUUCGCUGGUUGUAUCCCGCUCAAACACUUGUUUGGAUUUUGUGAAGAUUAUAAAAAAAUACUACUCAACUGUAAUCAACAAAUAAUUUUAAACAGAUCAUCUACAGAUUUUGAUGCGUUGUAUGUUUUGACGACAACUCCUAAUGAAAAACUUAAAAAAGUAGCCAUUGAAUUAAAUAAAAUUAUCUGGAAGAUGCCCAUCAUCAGAGUUAGUGAUAAAGAAAAAAUAAAACUGUUAAAAGUAUUAGACUCUCGUAAACCAGUUGCGUGUGCGUUCAGAAAUUGGGACUUGUGCGAGUAUCCAGUUCUCCCUCAGAACACUUCUCAUUCGUGGACGGUAAAAUCAAGCAGUUUGUUGGAGAAACCUAGAUUUGCAUUAAUCGGACUUCAAACCGAUCGAAAAAAUAAUUAUUUAAUCCAUCAGGACGAUUCGAUCACUGCUAUUUGA